Andrographis paniculata is the source of this 1568-nucleotide messenger RNA. Its product is annotated as protein ROOT INITIATION DEFECTIVE 3. Gene Ontology annotation, cellular component: nuclear pre-replicative complex. The transcript is spliced from 8 exons. The record is from RefSeq and is a predicted model, not a curated record. Gene Ontology annotation, biological process: DNA-templated DNA replication; rRNA processing. Gene Ontology annotation, molecular function: protein binding. Lineage: Eukaryota; Viridiplantae; Streptophyta; Magnoliopsida; Lamiales; Acanthaceae. Bases 64 to 1443 code for a protein of 459 amino acids.
GGCAAAUUCUAAACCCCUUCAGGAAGCCCUCGAGCAAAGAACCAUAGUUGAAGGAUUUCGACAAUGGAUGCCGAAGUAGUGAUUGCCUCAUCUCCGACGGAUGCGGGAAUCAGCUGCUGGGACCUUCACACCGGAGCCGAGCAACUUCGAUACAAGUCUUGCGCCUCACCUCCACACGGCCUUGCGUCCGUCGGCGGCCGCUUUCUCGCUUCCUCCCAAAUUAGAGACCCCAAGUCUUCCAAUUCAGGAUCGGUUCUCUAUUGGUCCUUGAACAAGCCUCAGGUUGAAGUUAGGAGUUUCCCUGCAGAAGCAAUAAAGCCACUAGUCGCAAAUAGUCAAGGAACUUAUAUUGCUGGAGGUGGUGUUUCAGGGGAUAUAUACUUUUGGGAGGUUGCAACUGGGAAAUUGCUGAAGAAGUGGCAUGCGCAUUACCGGGCUGUGACGUGCUUGGUGUUUAAUGAUGACCAGUCUCUUCUGAUUUCAGGGGCGGAGGAUGGAUGUGUUAGGGUUUGGUCACUCUUCUUGAUUUUUGAUGAUGCAAGGAGGGAUGAAGCAAGGUAUCUAUAUGAAUACAGUUUUCAUGAGCAUUCUUUGAGAGUGACUGAUGUUAAGUCGGGUUAUGGUGGUUGCAAUGCAAUCAUCGUGUCUGCUUCUGAGGAUCGAACAUGCAAGGUUUGGAGCUUAUCUAAAGGGAAAUUACUGCGGAAUAUUGUCUUCCCUGCAAUGAUAGAUGCAAUUUCAUUGGACCCUGGGGAGCAUGUCUUUUAUGCUGGUAGUAGAGAUGGCAAGAUAUACAUUGCUGGAUUAAAUGCUGUCGUAACCUCCACCAGCAAUUAUGGACCGCAUAUACUUGGUUCACUUUCGGAGCACAGCAAAGCUAUAACCUGCUUGUCGUCUAGUGCUGAUGGAUUCCUAUUAGUUUCUGGAUCCGAGGAUGGCAUGGUUAGAGUUUGGGAUACUAGAAAGCGAACCAUCGUCCGAGUUCUUCAGCACACAAAAGGUCCUCUAAAUAAUGUUCUUGUCAUAAAACAACACCAAACUAUAAAUCCUCGGACAUCUUUUAAUUCCCUCGCUACCCCAUUAAGAAGGCAUGGUGGAACAUUACCACCUCCACUGGAAAAGUUUGCUAAUUCACCGGAAGAGAAUACUCACAUUAAAGCAUUCGUUGGUCCACAGACAGCUUUGAGCCAACCAUUAUACUUUCCGUACAGGUGUAGGAGUAUUCUAGCAAUGGAAGCUCACUUACAAGAACUUCAGCAACAACGUUCCUCUGCAACGCCGGCACCUGAAGUGGAUGCCGAGUUACUAAAAAGUGAGCUUCAACGAUCCUUGGAAAUGCGUCAGCGAUGGCAAAAGAUGUUCCAAGAGAUGCAUCAAUUCUGCGUGAACGAGCUUUUGGAUGGCAGCCAAACCACAGGAAAUGGCAAUGGAAACCAUUCAUGAUGCUCCCACUGUAAUUUCAACCCCUUAUAUAUGUUAAAAAUGGUCUAACAUAUUGCCACUGUAAUCGAGUUAUUUGUCUUAAAUCCAAAUUUUGAAAUGGAAUAGAAAGGACAGAAGUGAUUUGA